AUUUUUUUUGUUAUUUCUUCUCUUUACACUCAAGUUUCUUCCUCUCCAAGUUUCUUCUUCAAAUCCUUUUUCUAAAAUUCUCCCAUGGAAACAGAGGAUUCUCUUAGGGAUCAACUGCGUCAGCUUAAGGAGUCUGGAGCUUGUUAUGUCCAAUUGAGGAGAAGUGAUCAAGGAUUGCUAUCCUGGAGGUGCCUGCCCUGCAUUGAAACUUUUACAAAUGUUACCGAUUUCGAACACCAUUUGAAUUCUGAUGUUCAUAUAAAUCUUCAAAAUUUUGCUUGUAAUACCCUUCUAAAAGCAAACAGAUGGCCAUUUUAUGAUAGCUUGAUAUUUGGGUUAGGAAUUUCUAAUGACCUUGAGGUUAAGAAUGUGUUGUGCUAUGGAGAUAUGGGAGAUAUGAAGCUGGAUUUCAUUGGUAAUUCUCUAAUUUUUCGGAAGUUCAGUGGAGAUGAAAGUGGUAUUCAUAAGAUGUGGGCUGAAUGGAGGGAUAAAUCUUAUCCAACUAUGCAGGAUGUUCCCCUGCAUGACCUUUCACUUAUUAAUUUCAAAUGUAAUUUGACUCUGGGAAUGCCAGCGUCAACUUUUAAGGAACUGCAACAGAUAUCUCUAUAUGAUCUGUAUCAUCGGAGUUGUAAGUUGUGUGAUUGUCCUAUUCCUCCAGGUUGUGAUGUUUCUACCAUCCUCAACAAUGGAUCAUCUAUGUUAUCUUGUAGUUAUCAUAAUACUAAAGGGAUGUAUCACCUUUUUCAUACUUCCUGUCUUCUUAAUUGGAUGUUGAUGAUGGAGGAGUUGUCUCAAGGUGGACCAAUAAUUCAACAACGACGAAAACAAAAAAUCAGCCCUAAACAUCUAGCCAAGUUUCAGGACUAUCAUUUUUGUCCCGAGUGUUGCUGCACGGAUGACGAUGAGAACUUUGUUCUAUGGGUUUUCCGUCUCAGAGAUUUAAUUGUUGAAGGUCGCAUGAAGUGGAGGACUUGUUAUGAGCAUCUGGAGAAUAGCUCUAUUGGACUGAGUUUCCGUUCUGUUGGCGAUCAAUCACCUGCUCCAGCACAGGGGAAUGCUCCAGUGAAACUAUUGAGGAUUUAUCAAGGUCAUGCAUAAGUCACUGG
This is a messenger RNA of Solanum stenotomum, 1109 nucleotides long. RefSeq lists its product as uncharacterized. NCBI's taxonomy places the organism in Eukaryota, Viridiplantae, Streptophyta, Magnoliopsida, Solanales, Solanaceae. Bases 85 to 1101 code for a protein of 338 amino acids. The transcript has 3 exons. The record is from RefSeq and is a predicted model, not a curated record.